CUUCAGUAUCCUCUUUACCGCUUCUAUAUUCCAUUUCCUAAUGGCAGCGUACAAGGCCACAGAGAUGGCGCUAGUGGUUCGCAAAAGCCUUCAAAUCCGCUAAUUACGCGAAGUGAAUCGAAGGACGAUCAUUAUUGCUUUCGAAGUGCCGCUGAGUGACACCGCUGCGCCGCCGCACGCAUUAUAUUGAGAUUCGCGCAAUCACCGCACUAACUUUAUAAAUUAAUUAAAUACCUGUGUAUGUGUCAAGUUUUAGUCAUAGUGUUUCCUACUUGGAGAUCAGCUGGAGACAGAACGAGCUCAUCAAACAAGGUAGGUACGUUGCCUUCCUUCCGCCAUAUUACAAUAUAAUCCUAAUUUAAGUAUAUAGUUAUUUCCUACCUCCUUAAUUUGAACCAGCGCAUACAGUCCACUAAAUUCCGCAACACCAUUUUUUUUCUGGUCCUGAAUCGACCCGGAUCGUUACUUUAUUAAAUACUUAAAUUUCUCAAAUGUAAUAGGUUAAUAUAUUGUUCGCGAGUGAUCGGUAUUUUAACCUACAUAGUUGUUGAAACCCGCUAUAAUCGAAUACUUAAUUCGCUUCUCGUUUCGUAGGAAUAUAAUCCGCUUUAAUACAAUAGGUAUUUAAUUCGCUUCUCGCUUAGUAAAUAUUUAACCCGCUUAAUGUAAAAAGUAUUAAUUAAGACAUCGUUUUCGUCUUAAUAUAACCGCAUUGUCGAAGUAGGUAUAAAGUCUCGCCACACGCUGUGAAAUACCUACCUACACUCCGCUUCAACAAAUAAUUCUUUAAUAUUAAGUUUAAAUCAUAGCUAAGACACCUGUAGGCUUGGCCUGUAGGUAAUUAUAUUGUCGUAAUGUUCUUAUCGCUAAGCAAUCUACGAUUGUUGAAUGCAUGACCAGUCUAGUACUGACCCGUAGCUUCGUAUAGAUAUGCGACGUCGAUAGAUCAUCUGUAAGUGGUCAUUCGUUCUGACUUAUACUGUAGGUACUUAGUUAACAUUGAAUAUUAGUUAACGAGUUAUGAUAGAUUGCUCAUCCUUUAUUGAUUGAUUUAUAGUGUUUACUAAAUUGUAUUAAACUUUAAUAUUAUUUAGUUUGUUCACUUACGCAUUUGUAUACAUAUAUAUACUUACAAAUUUAAAAUGGCUAGUGAAAAUAAAUUGUUGCUUUUACACGCUAAGAAGAAUGUAAUGUUUUCUCGAGUUCAACAAUUAGCAGAGAGGGCUAAGGAUUUAUCAGCACAAUCCGCGAAAGAAUGUUUUUUAGCUGAUAUUGAAACCGUAGAUCGUUUGCGAUUGGAUUUCGAGAACAUUUUAGAUGAAAUUAAUUUAUUGGAAAUGACUAUAAACCCCAAGUACACAAUUAACAUACAACCAUUGUGUGCUUUCGAAGAUUUGUAUAGUCGUGUCAAGCAUACCGCGAGAAUUAUUUCAUCGGAAAUGCAAGACUUGUCGACAGUGUGUCGCGAUCGCCCAAAAUUACCGCCUAUUCAGUUGUGUCAGUUUAAUGGUGAUGUUAAAAAUUGGCCACUAUUUUACUCUGCUUUCAAAAACACUGUCCAUGAUAACCGCACUCUCACUGACUCCGAGAAAUUACAUUACUUGUUAGGUAGAUUAGAUUCAAAAGUACUAUCGGUGUUUGCUGGUGUGUCAGCCACUGCCGAGAAUUAUGGCAUUAUUCUACAAACUUUAAUAGACAAAUACGAAGACAAGCGUUCGCUCGCUUCCGCUUAUUUAGAUCAAAUAUUCGCAUUUAAACCUUUAACUUCUGUUAGUAUUACAGGUCUUGAACAAUUUCUUGAUAAGUUCGCUACUUCUGUUUCGGCGUUAAAUAACUUGAAGUUCAAUCAACUCGCUGAUUUUAUAUUUUUGUAUACCGCAUUGAAGAGACUCGAUCCGGAGACCGCCCGCGCUUUCGAGGUACAACAUCGUGGAUCUGAAAUUCCAUCGUUUGAAAGCUUAGUUUCAUUUGUUCGCGAUCACGCUAAAAUAUUGCAGCGCACUUCAAACAGUGAUUCAUUAAUUAAGAAUCGCUCGCGUAGCGAUGCGACUGUAAAACAAAAUAAGACUACUCACACAUAUGUCAAUACUAGUGAUUCCUCAUCGCGCGCUUGUUCACUGUGUAAGUCGUACCAUGAACAAUUGUACAAAUGUACUAAGUUUCAAGAGAUGAACCCCACGGAGCGAUUUAAAUUCGUAAAAUUAAAUUCUUUGUGUAUAAACUGCUUGAGUUCACGUCACCUCGCUUUGAAAUGUAACUCUGGAUCGCUCUGUCGCAAGUGUCAAGGAAGACACCACACGCUGUUGCAUUUCGAAACUAAUCGUUAUGUAGCUCCCGCGAAAGUCAGCCACACAGCGUCAUCGUCAUCAAACUUAGGCGUCGACCAAUCGAACACACAACGCUCCAACGCUAAAGAUGUGACAUUGUGCACUUUUUUGAAUAGUGUUCAUUCCGCUCCGCGUACUCAUAGUACAGUAUUAUUAGCUACCGCACGCGUCGUUGUAUUUGACUCUCAUGGCAGGGAACAUAGUGCUCGCGCUUUACUCGAUAGUGCUUCACAAAGCAAUUUUAUUAGUCGCAGUUUGUGUCAACGAUUGGGUUUGAAACCAAACCAGAAGCCCAGGUGUUCCGUAGUCAAGGGAAUUGGAGGUCUUACUAAAUCGAUAGACAGUUCAGUCAUGAUAAAAUUCUUUUCCAGGUUCAAUCUAGGUGUAUGCUUCGAUAUGAACUCAUUCGUAGUAGAUAAGGUAACUGAACGCUUACCUACCGUGUCGGUUAAUAAUUUAGCCUUAAUUAAUUUUAAUAAUUUACCUCUGGCUGACGAUAGUUACUCUAUUCCAGGAGACAUUGAUUUGCUAGUUGGAGCUUCAGUCUUUCCUCACCUUCUUUUGUCCCACAAGGUUCAAGGUCAGCCUGAUUCCCCUUCACCCGUCGCUCUAGAAACAGUUCUAGGUUAUGUCAUCGUCGGUUCUGCCCCUGCUUGUAUUGAUAAUUGCUUGUCAGUAUCGAAUUGUUGCUCAGAAGAUCCGCUUGAUGCUGCCGUGCGGAAAUUUUGGCAGAUAGAAGAGAUAGAUGCUCCGCAUCCAAUGUGCCCAGAUGACGCGGCAUGUGAAGAAAUUUAUAGUAAAACUACUACCCGCCAGGCAGACGGUCGUUACGAAGUCGCACUACCAUUCAAAGGAGAUGUUUUGUCAUUAGGGGAUUCACUGCAAAAGGCAACAACGCGCUUCUAUUGCUUAGAACGUAAAAUGUUAUCUUCGCCUAAGCUCAAGGAAGCUUACGAUAGUGUCAUACUCGAGUAUUUAGAAAAGGGGUAUAUUUCGCCAGUACUUCCAGAUACGGACGCAACACAGAGCUUACGGUCGUAUACCAUUUCGCAUCAUGGAGUUAUAAGAGAGGACAAGGUUACGUCAAGGUUACGCGUUGUCUUAGACGCUAGUGCUAAAACUACUACACAAGUAUCUCUCAAUGAUAUUUUAUACAGUGGUCAGAAUCUUCAAGGAAACAUAUUUAAUAUUAUGGUCAAUUUCCGCCUAUACCGCAUCGCUUUUUCCGCUGACAUACGUCAAAUGUUCCUUUGUAUUGGGAUUCGGCCAUGUGAUCGCAGAUUUCAACGUAUUUUAUAUCGCUUUUCCCCGCAAGAACCUUUGAAGACAUAUGAAUUCAACCGCGUUUGCUUCGGAUUAACGUCUAGUCCAUUCCACGCACUUCGUACUGUUAAGCAGCUACUUUCGGACGAAGGUGCGUCUUUCCCGCGAGCAAAGGAGACUGUCGAUACAGGUUUAUAUACAGAUGACUUUGUGUAUAGUGUCGAUAGUGAUGAAGAAGCUAUUAGUACCGCAGCCGAAGUAAUUGCUCUUUUUAAGGCAGGCCAGUUUGAUCUCGUAAAAUGGACAUGCAACUCACAAAGGGUUUUAGACUCCAUUCCGCCGUCUCAUCGUCUCUCUUCAGUUAAGGAGUUCGAUGAUUCUGAACCACAUAAAGUACUAGGCUUAUGUUGGUCUCCCGCUACAGACUGCUUUGGUCUUAAAAUUAGUACACCCGCAGAGUCUUGUACAAAGCGCACUAUUUUGUCUUGUGUUGCUAGAAUAUGGGACGUUAUGGGUUUCGUAGCUCCUGUAGUCCUAUACGCAAAACUUCUCAUUAAACAACUUUGGUUAUGUGAAUGUGAUUGGGAUGACAUACCACCUGAACAUAUUCUCCAACAGUGGUAUCGUUUCAAAGAGGAACUUCCUUUACUUAGCAAAAUAAAGAUUCCACGGCAUGUAGGCAUCUUUGCUGGUGACAUUAUAAACAUAGUGGGAUUUGCAGAUGCAAGUGAAAAGGCCUAUGGUGGCGUAGUUUACUUCCACGUUAGAGAUAGUGUCGGUCUGCGUGAGAAUGAAUUUCAUUUGAUAAUUGCUAAAUCGAAAGUUUCGCCUCGUAAAGUCAUAUCACUCGCACGUUUAGAGCUUUGUGCAAUCCUUGUAUUAAGUAACUUGAUUACCAAGGUAAUGGAAGCUUGCAAUAAUCGCAUAAAUAUUCAUAGAAUUUUCGCAUUUUCGGACUCAACGGUUGCCUUGUGUUGGGUGCAUUCUUCGCCCCAUCGUUGGGAUACCUUCGUGGCUAAUCGUGUAACUAAAAUACAAAAUGACCUUCCCGUGAAUACAUUUUAUCAUGUAUCAGGUAUUGAUAAUCCCGCUGAUUGCUUAUCUAGAGGGCUCACCCCCGCACAAAUAAUCGAUCAUCCGCUUUGGUUCUGUGGUCCCGAAUGGGUUAAAUUGAAUCCAGAUCAUUGGCCAGUUAUCGCUUUUAACCCAUCGACAGUGUCGCAUCCACCUGAAGAAAGGAAUCAUGUUCAUGUCACCGCUGAAUUUAUGGAAGAAAACUUGAUCGUGUCGCUUGCAGAUCGCUUUUCAUCUUGGUCAAAGCUUCUACGCUGUGUAGUUUUUAUAUGUCGUUUUGCAAAGUUAUUACCGCUUCGUGAAGCUAUCGUUGCGUCAGAUUUAAAUUACGCUGAAAAUUUAAUAUGGCGUCAAGUUCAACGCGCUCACUUCCCUAACGAAAUAGCUAACUUACAGAAAGGAAAAUGUUGUAGUCCGGCGUUUCAACGCCUCAAACCAUUUACACAGGAUAAACUCAUUAGAGUCGGAGGUCGUUUAAGGAAUUCUGAUCUAAGUUUUGACAAUAAGCACCCUAUCAUACUUCCGCGAAAGGGUCACAUUGUAAACCUUUUAGUUGACUACAAUCAUAAGUUGAACUGCCACGCGGGCCCGGAUCUUUUGAUGUCUAUACUACGCCAAAGAUAUUGGAUUCUAUCCGCUCGUAAUUUGAUUCGUAGUCGGGUGCACAAAUGUUUACCCUGCUUUCGACUCAAUGCUAAGCCGAGUUUUCCAGAAAUGGCAGAUCACCGCUCUUGUCGAGUUACGCCAGCUGUUAAGCCUUUUGUACAUACGGGAACGGAUUACGCAGGCCCUUUUAAGGUGACUAUGUCACGCGGUCGUGGAAUUCGUCCAACCAAGGCAUACGUGUGCCUUUUCGUAUGCUUAACCACUCGCGCAGUGCACAUCGAAUGUGCUACUGAUUUAAGCACCGCCAGUUUUCUCGCGGCUUUUAAACGAUUUUUAUCACGCCGUGGUUUUGUUUCGCGUCUUUAUUCUGAUAAUGGAGGAAACUACGUGUGUGCUAAACGUGUUCUUUCAGAAUUACACGACUUUUUAAUGUCAAAACAUUUCAAGACUGAAUUUGGUCAUGUUUUAGCUGAGCAUCGCAUCCACUGGUCAUUAAAUGUCCCAACUGCCGGUCACUUUGGUGGUAACUGGGAAACCAAUAUUAAGAGCCUAAAAACUCACUUAUAUCGCGUAGUAGGCGACCAAAUUUUAACGUUAGAAGAGUUUAGCACUGUACUUACCCAAAUCGAGGCAGUAAUGAACUCUAGGCCUUUGUGUCGCACGCUAUCUAAUGAUCCUUCAGAACCGCUCGCGUUAACACCGGCUCACUUUUUAACGCUUACGCCUCUAAAUUACCUACCGGCUAGAGAAAUAGAGGAAGGGCCGUUACAUUUGCUUUCGAGACAAGAUUUAAUUGAUAAGCUUGUUCAGUCUUUCUGGAAGCGAUGGAAAUCUGACUACUUACAUACCCUUCAAAUGCGAAGCAAAUGGAACAAGCCAACCAACCCUAUCGAGGUAGGUGAUGUCGUAAUUAUAAAGGUUGAUAACGCACCGCCGCUUCACUGGCCAUUAGGGCUAGUCGAGGAAGUAUUUCCUGGAUCAAACAAUGUUACUCGAAUUGUUCGCGUGCGCACUGCUAUAGGUUCAUAUUUGCGUCCUGUAGUACGUCUUUGUCCUCUACCUAAAUAAUUUUGUUACUUUCGCUUAGUUUAGGAUUAGGUUAAGAUUUCGAUUACUUUUGUUCGCAUAAUAGUUUUUGAAGGCAAGGCUUCAAGCCCGGGGGGAAUGGUUGCGCGGAAUAUAUGUAUUUAUAUUAUAUAUAUUUAUUUCUUAUUAUCCUACUCCUCCUUCAGUAUCCUCUUUACCGCUUCUAUAUUCCAUUUCCUAAUGGCAGCGUACAAGGCCACAGAGAUGGCGCUAGUGGUUCGCAAAAGCCUUCAAAUCCGCUAAUUACGCGAAGUGAAUCGAAGGACGAUCAUUAUUGCUUUCGAAGUGCCGCUGAGUGACACCGCUGCGCCGCCGCACGCAUUAUAUUGAGAUUCGCGCAAUCACCGCACUAACUUUAUAAAUUAAUUAAAUACCUGUGUAUGUGUCAAGUUUUAGUCAUAGUGUUUCCUACUUGGAGAUCAGCUGGAGACAGAACGAGCUCAUCAAACAAGGUAGGUACGUUGCCUUCCUUCCGCCAUAUUACAAUAUAAUCCUAAUUUAAGUAUAUAGUUAUUUCCUACCUCCUUAAUUUGAACCAGCGCAUACAGUCCACUAAAUUCCGCA
Molecule: messenger RNA, 6920 nt
Organism: Leptidea sinapis
Lineage: Eukaryota; Metazoa; Arthropoda; Insecta; Lepidoptera; Pieridae
Exons: 1
Coding region: 1143-6338 (1731 amino acids)
Biological process (GO): DNA integration
Molecular function (GO): nucleic acid binding
Source: RefSeq, a predicted model, not a curated record